AUGGCUGAUAAGCAACCUCUCCCACAUACUCCAAGAGCUUGUUCUGCCUGCAAGGCAAAGAAGCUCCGAUGUCUCAUGAGUAGUAGUCCACCAUGGAUAUGUCAAAGAUGUACACAGAGGAAACUGGAUUGUGUCAUACCUGAACACAGACCUAGAGAACGUAGAAAGAAAGUCGUCUUUGAAAGAAGGAUAGAACAACUCGAACACAAAAUCGAAAGAUUCAUGACUUUGCUUCCGAAACCAGUCAACGACGACAACGGCUCGGCAGAUCCAGAGAAUCAUAGGAGAAGAAGUCCACCACGUUCACCUUCAACUUCGAUGACAUCGACCACAACCCCGAAAUCGUCUCUCGCAGACCAAAAAGAUUUCAUCAGUGACCAUGUCUUGUCACUUUCCCAAGCGGAUCUCCUUCUUGUCGAAUACAGACUUCAUUUUGCGGAAACCUUCCCUUAUGUCGUGCUGGGUUAUCAUAUGACCAUCUCUAAACUCAGAAGAGACAGUCCAUUGUUGUUGUUGGCGAUCAUGGUCAGUACUUCUUGGAGGAAUCGACCUUUACAGGAGACCUUGAACAAAAUAUUCCUCGAAAGGUUGAGCAUCGCCGUCAUCGUCCAAGGAACAAGGAACCUCGACCUACUCCAAGGGUUAUUGGUGUAUUUGAAUUGGUAUCAUUUUCAUGUCACACCUCAUUCACAACAAGCAUAUCGUUUAAUGGCGAUCGCGAGUACUGCGGCGAUCGAUUUCGGCAUCACACGAAGGCCCGGUAAACAUCAACAUCGAGAUAUGACCGUCGAGACUUUUCAUGAUACCCCCGAAAGUUUGGUGUCUAGGGAUGUUGCCGAUGAUUGGAGUAACGAUGCGAAAAGGGCAUGUUUGGGAUGUUAUCACCUUGCCACUUGGUAUUCGGUAAUGUGUCGAAAGGCGAGUCCUUUGGCCUACAACGACUACAUGAGGACGUGUGCUUUGUCCCUGGCUGCUACCAAAGAAGCCAAAACCGACACGGAUCUAAUACACGUUUUGGAAUUGACACAUGAAGCCGAUCAGGUUUUUACUUUGUUCAAUUAUAGUGACAACAAACAAAGUCAUCAUAUGGAUGAUGAUCAACUACAACUUUAUUUGAACACAUUUUCAUCCAAACUUCGAGACUGGCAUGCCCGUGCUCCUGCGUCUCUAAGAGAAAAUCCUUGCAAACAACUAUUGCCUUGGAUAGUAGAAGCUUUAGCUCGAGAAAUUGGACUUUCCGGUAUUUCUUGGAAUUCAAGUCUUUCAUUGUCACACGUCCGGAUACUGGUCGACAGUUUGGAGAGUACAAGGACAUACCUCGACAUGUUUUUGGAGAUACCGGACUCUCGCUUACCCAGUCUGAGUGCCACUCAGUGGACACUGUUACAUUAUUCGUUCAUGCUGGCCACGACAGCUUCUUUGUGUAUAGAUACGACAGAGUGGAACGUCCAGAUUGCCAGAUCAAUCAUCAAGGUCGAAAAUUAUUUCGAGAUAAUGACGAAACGUGUCCAGACCGUGGCAAGUCAGAUGGCUUCAGUCGAUGGUCUUUUUGACUGGUUCGGAAGUAUCAUUGUCAGGUGGGAAGCGAUGAAAGCUCGAUAUGUGGCUGCAGUCAAACAGUCACUGUCGAAAUCACUGUCACUGUCACACUCACAGGCUUUGGCUUCUUCGGCGCAGCACCAACAGACUCAGACACAAACACAUACUCAAACCCAAACGAGGAGUAAUAAUGUAUCAUCGUCCAGAUCCACGACCAUGGCAUUGAAUACAUCUUCUUCGCCUCCUGAUAAUGGACAUUGCGAACAAAUUGUUCCAGAACAACAACAACAACAACAACAAUCUUGGUGGAAUUUUGGACACCCGCAAACGAACUCAUUCAUGCCUGUUGGUGGAUUUGACUUACUCAAUUUUGCUUCUGGUAUCGAAUCUUGGAUGACUCCAGAUUCGUACUCGUCGUCAGCAUACUACUGA
Exophiala oligosperma is the source of this 1971-nucleotide messenger RNA. RefSeq lists its product as uncharacterized. Gene Ontology annotation, cellular component: nucleus. Gene Ontology annotation, molecular function: zinc ion binding; DNA-binding transcription factor activity, RNA polymerase II-specific; transcription cis-regulatory region binding. Bases 1 to 1971 code for a protein of 656 amino acids. Lineage: Eukaryota; Fungi; Ascomycota; Eurotiomycetes; Chaetothyriales; Herpotrichiellaceae. Gene Ontology annotation, biological process: regulation of DNA-templated transcription. The transcript has 6 exons. The record is from RefSeq and is a predicted model, not a curated record.